Molecule: messenger RNA, 2221 nt
Organism: Eublepharis macularius
Lineage: Eukaryota; Metazoa; Chordata; Lepidosauria; Squamata; Eublepharidae
Gene: CLDN1
Product: claudin 1
Exons: 4
Coding region: 190-825 (211 amino acids)
Biological process (GO): cell adhesion; bicellular tight junction assembly
Cellular component (GO): bicellular tight junction; plasma membrane
Molecular function (GO): structural molecule activity
Source: RefSeq, a predicted model, not a curated record
AUUCCUCAGCCCAGCAACCAGCUCUGAAGUCUCUUGGAUUACAAAAGGAGGAGAAGGGCAAGAAGUUUCCUUUGCUCCAGCAGUGCUAGAAGGACUGAGCUUCAGGGCGGAUCCCAGAGGCCCCAACCUAGGAACCCACCAAGCCUCCUCUUUCAAAGCUUCGGGGAGCUCCAUCGUUCUGGGGGAAAGAUGGCCAGCGGAGGUUUGCAGAUGCUGGGCUUCGUUCUGGCGUUCAUCGGCUGGAUCGGUAUCGUCGUGAGCACGGCCAUGCCCCAGUGGAAAAUCUCCUCCUAUGCCGGAGACAACAUUGUGACAGCCCAAGCCAUCUACGAGGGCCUGUGGAUGUCCUGUGUCAUGCAGAGCACGGGGCAGAUGCAGUGCAAAGUGUACGACUCCCUCCUCAAACUGGAAGGCAGUCUUCAGGCCACCCGGGCCUUGAUGGUGGCGAGCAUCCUCCUGGGCAUCAUUGCGUCUUUCGUUGCGAUGAUCGGAAUGAAGUGCAUGAAGUGCAUGGAAAGCGAUGAACCCAAGAAGAUGUUGAUGGCUGUGAUUGGCGGCAUCGUCUUCUUGGUCUCAGGAUUUGCAGCCUUGGUGGCCACAUCUUGGUAUGGAAACCGCGUGGCUCGGGACUUCUUCAACCCUUAUACACCAGUCAACACCAGAUUUGAAUUUGGGCAAGCUCUCUUCAUUGGCUGGGCAGCCGCUUCUCUGACCAUCUUGGGAGGGGCCUUCCUGUGCUGUUCUUGUCCACGAAGGGAGACCUCCUACCCACCGUCCCGGCCGUACCCAAAGAGCGCCCCCUCUGGAGGAAAAGAUUACGUAUAAUACCAAACGGAGACGGAGUUUGAGCCACUUCCUUGGCACUGAAGAAGGAACCCCAAGGGAUGGCGCCUUCCUGCCUUCCCUCCCGGAGCAGAGCAGACAGCUUUGGCCCCCGGCUCUCCCUUUCGUAAAAGAAAUGUGUAUAUUUAUAUAUAUAAGGGGUGUGUGUAUGUGUGUGUACGUGUGGUGUGUGCAUUGUGUAUGUUAUAUAACCACCGCUGAUCCGGGUUGUAUGAUUCUUCCUUGCCCUUCUGUUUGAUAAGGAAGCCCAGCCCCGGGCAUGUAGAUAGUCGCUACGCAAUAUCAGCAAGGAAUCCAGACUUAAGGGAAAUUUCACUUUGGUUGGGAGUACAGAAGAAGCAACUAAGUUGUGUUUUCUCGGCUCCUCCUCUUCCCAAAGAGGGCUGUACUGCCGACUUCCUUGUCACCCAAGUCCCUUUGUACAUAUUCCUUUAUAAAAGCACUAGAAGAUGUUUGUGUUGUGCAGGAGGCCAGGCGUGUCCAAUCAGAGACAAGGCUUUUAGAGGGGGCAUCUGUUCCUCUCUUCUCGGUAUGCAGACAAAUCAGGAAAAAAAAUUAACUGUAGAGCACAGGAUGGGACCAUACCGAUUCUUCACAGACCUGGAGCUUUCAAGCUUCCAGAAAAAACCCAGUGAAGGAGGUCCCAAAGCUCCUGCUGCAGAAAAAAAGCCCAAACCCAAACACACUUUUCUUAGGGCCAGACACUGAGAAAAACUUCACUUGAACGAGGAUUGAGGUUUAUAGGCCAACUCAGCUAGGGUUGUACUCGCUGAAAAACGUGGUUUACAAAUCUGUAAAAUGACAUGACAGUCAGUCCGGGAAGAUCAAUCAGAGGAGAUAAAGAAUGGAGUUGAUGGCCUUGGUAGGCCAUAAAUCAAAACCCUUUGAUCCGGUCUCUACAGCAUCCACCACACUGUGGGAUCUAAAGAGCCACCUAGUCAACAUGCAAGCCAAUGCAGUCAUGUACGUAUAUACUAGAAUUGGUUUACUCUUUUACCAAUGUUGUGAAUGUCUAGAGAGCCUUCAAAAAUUCUCUAGGUGCUACAUUGGAGAGACCUAACUUGGACUUUCCAUUGAUAGUAUCAGCACACAAUAAAUGGAAGUAUUUCCCACCUUCCCUACCCCUGAACUGAGUUGGCGCUGGUGUGAAUAUUUGAGGCCCGGAUUCAGUUAUCCGCACUGCUAUGAACCCCACUGGGCCUCUUUGGGGAAGUCACUUUGCUUUCAGUCAAACUCGCCUCCCUUUGCAAAAAUCAGGUUGCAGAUCAGACCAAGUCUAUGCCCAGAAAAACCUGAGGGGGGAAGAUUUUUCUAUGGGGAACUUGUAUAAAGUGUUAAGCAUUUUCAAUAAAAGUAAUCUUUUUAUAAAGAAAUCAUG